AGCCUAUUUGUGUGUUAAUUUUUCAUGAAAGCAAAGAUACAGUGAAACAUUAGAAGAGAAGGAGCAAAGUCAUGGAAAAGAAAUAAAGGUGUGACAGACACAGCAAUUAGUCUAAUGCUCCUUGGGAUGCUUCAUCAGGCGAGUGACUGUGAUUGCAAUACAGACCCAGGAGACAGAUGCUCACCGUAUCAAAGGCAUUUUAGACAGACAAGGUGUCCCGGCUUAUACACAAGACGUGCUUCUCAACAUGUGAACCCAUCAGACAGCUGAGCAGAAUGGUGCAGCUUUCCUUAUAAGGCAAGAAGUUUUAAAGAUCAGAUUUUCCUUUCAUCCUUCCCCUGAGAGGUGGAUUUCAGAUUUCAGAGAGCUAUCAGGAACAUAUGAACUGACAGACCUCUCUAAGGACCAGCAGUCGGUUUGCUUUACAGAGGUCCAGCAUGAAUAUUAACUGUGCCAGUGGGACUGACCAGUCAAGAAAUCAAGAGUCCAGUCGCUCUGCAGAAAAUAUAACUCCUCCAAUCCAUGAUCCAGAAGAAGAUAGCCUGGCCCUAGGCAGCCAAACCCCUAGCAUUUCUUCAGUGCCCAGGAAUGAUGAUACCGAAUUCAGAUACGCUUCCCGCCCAGCAACUCCCCAGUUCAGUAACAUGUUACCCACCCCUGAAGAUACAACUGGCACUAAUUCCAAAGCUGGGAAUAAAAGGCAUCUAGACCAUUUUAUUGCUCAAGAACGAAAUGCAAGCAGCGCUAUGGGCUCCCCCAGUAGUUCACAAUCCCAGGCCCCGGAGAAAGUGACUCUUGUUGUAGACGGCACUCGGUUUGUUGUGAAUCCGCAGAUUUUCACUGCUCAUCCUGACACCAUGCUGGGAAGAAUGUUUGGAGCAGGUAGAGAAUAUAACUUCACUCGGCCAAACGAAAAGGGAGAAUAUGAAAUUGCGGAAGGAAUUAGCUCCACUGUAUUUCACACAGUGCUGGACUAUUACAAAACUGGAAUCAUUCACUGCCCCGAUGGAAUUUCUAUCCCUGAUCUCAGAGAUGCGUGCGAUUACCUCUGCAUCAACUUUGAUUUCCACACAAUCAAGUGUCAAGACCUAAGUGCUUUGUUGCACGAACUCUCUAAUGAUGGCGCUCACAAGCAGUUCGAUAACUACCUGGAAGAGCUUAUUCUGCCCAUAAUGGUGGGUAGUGCCAAGAAAGGAGAACGCGAAUGCCACAUUGUAGUAUUAACAGAUGAAGACACAGUGGACUGGGACGAAGACCAUCCACCUCCAAUGGGAGAGGAAUACUCACAAAUUCUUUACAGUUCCAAGCUGUACAGAUUCUUCAAGUACAUUGAGAACCGUGAUGUUGCAAAAACCGUCUUAAAGGAGCGUGGGCUGAAAAAUAUUCGAAUUGGCAUUGAAGGUUAUCCCACCUGUAAAGAAAAGGUCAAGAGGAGAUCCGGAGGCCGGUCAGAAGUUAUCUACAACUAUGUGCAACGGCCGUUCAUCCAGAUGUCUUGGGAAAAGGAAGAAGGAAAGAGCCGUCACGUUGACUUCCAGUGUGUUAGAAGCAAAUCUCUAACAAACCUGGUGGCAGUAGGAGAGGAUGUUUCAGAAGACCAGGAACUUCUGAUGCAUCAUCCACCCCAGGUGGAUGAACUCGAUAGGUUAAAUGCACCAUUCUCACAAAUAGUUCCUAACGAUCUGCCGGAUUAAUACAGACUAAGGGGUCUGCGGGUUCCCACUAGGGCUCCUGUGUUGGGAAAUUUCUCAGCAUCAUUUAUCCCAGGACACGGGACACGCUCUCUUGCAAGGUGGUUUAUCCUUGUAGUCGCUCUUAUUAUAGUGGAAUAUUUCAAGCAUGUUAAUAAUGAGCUAUGGUCCCUAAAUCUAACGGUGCAGUUGCAAGCAGAGUCUCCUUGAAAAGGAAGGGCUGGAAGCUCUUCCCAGCUGGAGGUUUUGAGAUUCCCCAGGUGCCUGUGCCCACAUGGAUUGGUGGUGGUUGAGCUUUACCUAAACCUGUGAAAAACAGAACAACUUGUUCAGCAUGAGAAGGGGAAUUCCAUGAAUAUUAGCAUCAAACGAGAACUGCAUUAGACGCUUGCCUUCGUUUUAACGAUAAUCCCUCAGUUACAACUGGCACCGUGAGACAGAUUCCAUUUUUCCAUCCAAGCACAGAUGUGACACCGUGGUGUCAAGGAAUCUGUGUGCACCACCAGUAGGCUUUGCAUCUGGCACGUAUACUACUGUACUCUAGAAGGGUGGAGCUAGUUUAACAAGUAGCAUUCGGAUGGUCGCAGGCUCCUUUACAAUUCUGUGCAAGACAGAAUCACCUCUUUGUAUUCAGGACAAGGUGGUGGUGUGGAAUGAAAACAAAUCUAGAUAAUAUUUUACCAAAUAAAUCCGUCUGACAGCCUGUUAAAUGCGUGAAACUGCUUUAGUGAUGGCUCUUUACCCGAAGAACCACUGCUUCUUGCUGCACACGCAUGCUAAGCCAGAGUCUCUCAGCUCAGCAAUUUACCUUGGCAGAACCUGUAGGUAGUUUUUUCUUCCUCUUUUAUAACUGCUGCAGCUAUUUGCCCAUGGGAGCACCCCACACCCAUCCGAUUGCAGAUUUCAAGGCAGACUCCUUCCUUCCAGUUUGAUUUGGGUAAUUUUAUUCUGUCAAACAGGCAAAAAGAGAGAGAAGGGGGAAAAAAUUUUAGCAGCAUUUUAUAGACACACACAGUAAGAACAGCUGUGUAAGGAAGUAAAUCUACAGCUGAGAGAAAAUAUUUCUUGCUUCUCCCGACUUGUUUCAGGAGGGGGUGUUUGCGCUAAAGGCCCAGUUCAGACAGGAUACGGGAAUGUACUAGCCAUGACCGUGGUCAAAAAGAGUUACAGCUAGUCCAGUCCUGAUUCCAGUCCAAAGAGUCUGAAGUCCUCAUUUUUUUGAAGGGGUGCAAAGGCUCAGUUCUGCCCCUCCAAAUAACUACACCUGCAGUUAAAACUCAUACCACUUACACAUCUGCCUGCCUACAAAAACAGAGCCCAGCUUCUUAAAAUCAGCCCCUAAAAUAAGGAUCCCCUUUCAGCAUUUCCUCUUCUCCCCCCAAAGCAUCGUUUGGUGAAAGCAAAGCAUUUUUCCAAGCAUAUUUUCAUUCUUUUCCCUCUGUCUGUUUACAGAUUGUAAACUAGACUCUCUUGCUGCUAAAGGUAUAUUUGUAUAUUUUUUCACCAUAUUUAACUUGAUAAUAAUAAGCACAAAUUGUCUUAUGAAUAUACAAACGCUGCUUUAGUUUAAAAAGAGACAAGCACUUGCUGAUAUGUAUCUAGUUUCUAUUUGUAUCAGUGCUUGACUAUCGCUGAGGCCAGGUUCCCAUAUUUGCAGUGGCUCUUUCUUGGCCUCAGAAGAACAGCAAACAGAUUUCCUCUCCUUACAAGUGCCUAAGGGAAGGAGAUUUUCAAAACUGCCUACUGAAAGUCACUAGGCUGUGUGCUCCUAAAUCCCUUUAAAUGCUUUUGAAAAGCUCCUCCUAACUCUUUAGGGCAGGACAGAAGUGUCCUUAAGCAUUUGCUGGCAGGUCAAUAGACAUUUUAUGCAAUCACUUGUGACUGUUAGAAAGAAAUUAAAACUGUUAAAUACUGGAAGACUUUACAUGGCACGUGAGAAGAAUCUGCCUCCUGGAAGGCCCAGUUGAGUCCUUUCCUCGGGGUGGAGGGAGGUGCUCACAUGAGCAGACUUCAUUAGGAGUACUCACCAGCAUGAUUGGGCUUACGGGUUGUACAUUGUCUAUUUAUUGCUGAACCACCUUCAGUUUUAAGUAAACUAGAUAUAUACUGGAGAGCUGGUCUAGAAUUUGAGUUUACAUAUUUCUGUACACACACACAGUGCCCUCAAACCCCAUUGGAGCAUCAGGGGUUGGGCACCUGAAUGCUUUUCACAGGGUCAGACCCUUUUAGAUUCAGUGGGUGUUGAGGGCACUCAGCACUUCAUACAAUCAGGUCUUAGUGUGUUAGGGGUAUGGAAUACAUCUAAUUAAGAAAGGGUUUACAUAAACCAUUCAGUUCACCCACAAUGAUGUCCUUUACCAUAUCCCUUUUUCGAAUGUUCUAAAGCAGAUUCCACUGGAACAUAGUUUUAAACUAAGUAAAUGGUGACACUGAAUGUCACCAACUGUUCAGGUACAAGAUCAAUUCGUUUCUUACGUUUUAUAUUUGGUUCAGUGUUACUCAUGGUGUUUACAGGAUCCUGCAGUUGUAAGGUUUCUUUUCUGUAAUAAAGUGUUAUAAUUUA
Messenger RNA from Caretta caretta (loggerhead turtle), 4254 nucleotides. It is a transcript of the gene KCTD20, whose product is annotated as potassium channel tetramerization domain containing 20. NCBI's taxonomy places the organism in Eukaryota, Metazoa, Chordata, Testudines, Cheloniidae. Gene Ontology annotation, biological process: positive regulation of phosphorylation. Gene Ontology annotation, molecular function: protein binding. Gene Ontology annotation, cellular component: cytoplasm. The record is from RefSeq and is a predicted model, not a curated record.